Molecule: messenger RNA, 555 nt
Organism: Angiostrongylus costaricensis
Lineage: Eukaryota; Metazoa; Nematoda; Chromadorea; Rhabditida; Metastrongylidae
Source: the annotation of a GenBank genome assembly
AUGCAGGAAUCUUGCUUGGUGUCGUUUUGUAUCAAUACUCGACAAAAUUUGGCUGAAAUGAAGCGUCUCUCAGUUGCUGAACGUGCCGAAAUGAUGAUUCGUGCAGGUAUCGACGGUUUGCAAACGCUUGUGAAAGGUCUAUGUUGCAUCUUGUCAGCGAUAAGCGUUACCUCGGCAACUUCAAUGUCAACAAUACCACCAGAUAAUAAAUCAUUCGCUGGACCACAUAUAAAAAUGUCAGAAGGCAGCUUGCAGUGGAAUAUGGGUGAAGGACCUUUUGAUCUUCAACCAGGCAACUAUCCGCCGCCUCAGAGUUCCAUUCGAGGGCCAAGCGGUCUGCUUGUUCCCAUAAUAUAUCGGGUGGAUGGCUACAGCAACAGCACCGCAUGCGACUGCAGAAACACCAAGUCACCUGAAAUUUCUGGGCAAGAAUUCGGCGUUGGUCAGGGUCGAUCGCCAUCCAUGGAUGUGGUUUCGUCUCUGACCUUCACACCUCAGCAAGCCCAGCAAUUAGAUCAAAUCGGGUCACGCUUUGUCGAUUUGACAAUUCGCUAA